Molecule: messenger RNA, 978 nt
Organism: Caenorhabditis remanei
Lineage: Eukaryota; Metazoa; Nematoda; Chromadorea; Rhabditida; Rhabditidae
Exons: 4
Coding region: 1-978 (325 amino acids)
Biological process (GO): ubiquitin recycling; proteasome-mediated ubiquitin-dependent protein catabolic process
Cellular component (GO): nucleus; cytoplasm
Molecular function (GO): ubiquitin binding
Source: RefSeq, a predicted model, not a curated record
AUGACAGAAUCUGAAUCUCCGCCCCCGAUAUCACCACUGAAAUCCAAACAAGAAACGACGACGGAGGGAUGUAGUUACACUGUGAUUCACACUUUGAAAGGACACACUAAAUCGAUUUCCGUCGUGAAAUUCUCGCCGUGCGGAAAAUAUUUGGGCACGGCUUCUGCGGAUAAACAGAUCAAAAUUUGGGAGACAGACAAAUUUAAUUGUGAGCGGACGCUGUACGGCCACAAACUAGGAGUCAACGAUAUCUCGUGGACGUCAAACGGCGCGUUUCUCGCCUCCGCUUCAGAUGACACGACAGUCAAACUGUUCUCCGUGGAGACAGGAAUCUGUUUGAGGACGAUGAAAGGACACACGAGUUACGUGUUCAGUUGUGAUUUCAAUCCUCAAUCGUCUCUGGUUGUAUCCGGUGGAUACGAUGAGACGAUUCGAGUGUGGGAUGUGUUGAAUGGACAGUGUGUUCGAAUGCUUCCUGCACACACUGAUCCAGUCACUUCUGUCGCUUUUAAUCAUAUGGGAAAUCUCAUUGCGAGCUCCUCGUUCGAAGGAUGUAUCCGUAUUUGGGAUUUAUCUGAUGGGCGGUGUCUUCAGACAUUGGUUGACUUGGAUCACGCUCCCGUCACUUAUGUUUCAUUCACGCCUAAUGGGAAGUACUUGGUGUCUGGGGAGCUUGGCAGUACGAUCAAAAUAUGGAGUUUGGAAAAAGAGAAAGCGGUGAAGAAAUACAAGGGACACGUCAAUGAGAAGUACUGCAUUUUCGCCAAUUUGGCAACUACGAAGGGACAGCGUAUCAUCUGCGGCUCAGAAGACGGACGAAUCAUCGUUUGGGACGUCCAAAAGAAGACAAUUCUCCAAGAAUUAUUCUGCCACACCACCCCGGUGCUCGCCACGGAUUCCCAUCCGACACGGAAUAUGAUGGCUUCUGGAGGACUCGAACCAGAUCAUGAAGUCAGAAUUUGGUUCUCGAAUUCAUAA